Molecule: messenger RNA, 3534 nt
Organism: Aspergillus nomiae NRRL 13137
Lineage: Eukaryota; Fungi; Ascomycota; Eurotiomycetes; Eurotiales; Aspergillaceae
Product: putative vesicle-mediated transport protein (Imh1)
Exons: 5
Coding region: 1-3534 (1177 amino acids)
Cellular component (GO): Golgi apparatus
Source: RefSeq, a predicted model, not a curated record
AUGCCCCCUUCCACUCUUUACCUUCUCCUUCUUACUUUAAUAACUGCUUCUCGUCUCUUUCUCGUCUGUUUCUAUCUUAUUGAUCAAGCUGUGGCCCUGGCUCACAGGCCCGCCACGGUCAUGUUUCAGCGUAUCCGCGACGCGAUCGACUCCCGCAUCGCAGAGGAGCAAGCCCGGCAGAAGUCUGCUCAGGACUCCCUCGCCCGCUCCAACUCCGCUCGUCGUCCCACUCGCAAUGUAUCCCCGAGCAGACGAACUACCCGCCCCCGACGGAACACCGGCACCCCCGUCCGUGGACCGGAUCCCAACGAAUUCGAGCCCGAGUUCGCCAUUGGAGAGGAUGAAGGCUCGAGCAGAUCAGCCACCCCCCGCUUGGAGACCGCAGGCUCAGAGGAAAAUGCUGAGGAGAGCAAACCACCGGCGGAGGAGUCGUCCGCCGGCAAGGAGAAUACAAAUGCCCCAGAGACAAACCAAUCUUCUUCGGAGCUGCCGCCUGAGGUCAGGGUAAAGCUGCGGAGAUUGGGCAAGCUGGAAUCUCGGUAUCAGGAGCUCUUGAAAGCUUAUCGGAUGGCCCACUCGCGUGUCCUAUCUAUCGAACCUUUCGAAGCGGCUUUGCGUGAGAACACCCCGUUGGCUUCUAUUAGCGAUCCGAAGGCGUUGACAGAAUACCUCAACCAAAUCUCAUUAAAAAGCGACAUGGUUCUGGAGGAGCUGAAGCGGGUGUCCACAGAGAGAGAUGACUACAAGAAGAAAAUGGAGGAAGCUCAGAAGGCCACAAAAGCAGCAUACGAUGAGGUCACUAAUCUGAAGGAGAAUAAAAAGGAAGAGGAUGCCUCGACAAUAAGCGAUAAAACGAUCGUUGAUAGCUCUACCUUGAAUGAUAAAUCUUCCACCACUUCGAAGCAGGAUUCUGCCAAGGAGGAAAGCGAAGAGUUUUUCUCUUUUGAUAACGAGAUCCCACGCCUGGAGACCGAGUUGAAAGAAAAACAGGAAGAGAUCGAAACGCUCAAGUCUCAGGCAGACAACCUCAAACGGGACCUCUCGGUGGCAAGGGAGUCAACAGAGGGGAUGGUGCACAAUUUGGAGACCGCGACCCGAGAGCUGGUGGAGCUGCGUGAUAUCAAGGAUAAACAGGAUUCGGAGAUUGAGAAGCUCAAGGCUUCGAAGCAGGAAGAGAUCGAGGCGCUCACGGCGAAGCUGGCAACGUCCGAGACCACCAUCGAGAACGCUCAAAAUGAGGUUGAAAAACUGAAGGUGGAGCUGAAGCAGAAAACAGAUGAAAUUGAGCAGCUUCAGUCGCAACCUGUGAAGCCCGAGGAUGCUGAGGAGCAGGCGGAACUUUCAGCAAAACUAGACAAAGCCAAACAAGAAAAGGAAGCCAAUGAGAAGCGGCUCGGUGUUCUCCAGAACCUUGUGGAUAACCUUCGUUCCCAGCUCAAGGAUAUGGAAGACACGAUGACAAGCCUCAAGGCGGAUAUGAGCCGAAAGGAGGAGCUGCAGAAUAUUGUUGAUUUCCUUGACAACAACCUGAAAGACAACACGGCAUGGAAGCAAGCCAAGGAACAAGUUGCGGGUGGAAAGCAAGCCAGUUUCGAGGAGCUCCGGGACAGUCUGGCGCCUGCGAAGAACGGUACCGAGGUGAAGAAUGAGACACCCGAACCCAAACCCCAACCGACCAACUCCACCGGUGCCACGGGAGCUUCUAAAAAGAAGAACAAGAAGAAGAAGAAAGGUGGCAAGAGUGGCGGUGAUGACACGAGCAAAACUGCAAGUGCUCCAGCUGCCGAAGAGACGCAGACACCGGUAGCCGAGCCAGACCAGAAAUCGUCGAACACGAAUGAGCUCGAGCAGAAAAUCGAAUCUUUGACGCGCCAAGUGGAAGAAAAAGACGCAGCCAUCGAUCGCCUCAGCUCGAAGCUCAAAGGGGAGGAGGGCCUGAAAGAGGAGAUAGAAUCUCUUCGGGAUGACUUGCUUAAUCUUGGACAAGAUCACGUCGAGUCAAAAGAUAAACUCAAAGUGUUGACUGCCGAAAAGAAAGCUCUGGAAGAGACAAUCGUCAAACUGGAGAAAGAGCUGGUUGACUUGCGCACGAGCACUGCGACUAAGGAUGCCGACUCUGAAAAGGUGCACAAUGGACUGAAGGAAGAAUAUGAAAACCUCAAGGUCAAACUUACUACCCUAGAAACCGAGCUAUCUGCUGCCCAACAGUUAGCUUCUACCCGAUUCAAGGACCUUACCGACUUGCGAGAGACCCUCCAGAAGCUGCAGCCUGAGCUGAAGAAACUGCGAGCUGAAUCUACUGAGCUCAAGUCAACCAAAGAGACUUUGACUACUAAGACCGCCGAAUUGAGGACUCUUGAGGGCAAGCAAGAGGAUUUGCGUGCUGAGUUGAAGAGCCUCAAGACGACGAUAUCGGAACGAGAGUCAGAAGUGAAGACGCUCAACCAGAAGAUCAGACAAGAAACGGACAAUCGUUUGAAGGCUGAAGAGAGACUGACCGUCGCUCAAUCAGAUCUACGCUACUCGGAGAGCAAGAAGCAAGAAGCUCUGGAAGCGAAGGAGCGGAUUUCCAACGACCUGUCUAAGGCCCAGGAAGACUUGAAGGCCACCCGGACUCAGCUACGCGAAGCUCAGAACCAAGUUACGCAGGUGAACAAGGACCUUGAGGGUCUGCGGGAGGAAAUCCAGUUGAAGACCGCUCAGCACGCUAGCGCGCAGAGUCUGAUGAAUAGCAUGCGCGACCAGGGCGCCGAGAUCGGAAUGCAGAUGAAAGAGGCGCGCGAACGCUGCGAGAGUCUGGAAGAGGAACUGGCGGAUGCUCAUCGGUUGCUGACGGAAAGGACCCGUGAGGGAGAAACUAUGCGGCGGCUCUUGAAUGACAUCGAAGGCCGCACCGAAUCUAAAGUUCGCGAUUUCAAGGAGCGGAUGGAGGCAGCCAUUGAGGAGAGAGACCGUGCUGAAGAUGAGGCUAGUGCUCAGGGCCGCCGUCGGGCGCGGGAGCUGGAGGAGCUGAAGAACAAGGUCCGAGACGCCGAAAAGGCACUGCGCAGCGCCGAGGAGGACAAAGAGGAGCUCGAGAUGUCGCAGAAGGAUUGGAAGCGCAGACGGGACCAACUGGAGGAGCAGGCCGAGCGGUCGACGCAGGAACUCAAUGAUGUGCGACAGGCAAUGGCACGUUUGCGCGAUUCGCUGGAUGAAAGUGAGAAACAAGUCCGAGACCUAGAGAAAGAAAAGGCAGAACUCCGUCGGUCGGUUGAAGAAACCAGCGCGCGACUGGACAAGUUGCGCCGGUCCAACAAGGCUCUAUCGGAAGAGGCUCGUUUGGGCCGCAGCCCAUCCGUUCAGGGGAGCGACACGCCCACAGGAGGAGCAAAUGCGCCUAUUGAUUAUAUUUAUUUGAAGAACGUUCUCCUCCAGUUCUUGGAACAGAAAGACAAAAGUUACCAGAAGCAGCUCAUCCCAGUUUUGGGCAUGCUGCUUCAUUUUGAUCGGACGGACGAACAAAAGUGGAUGUCAGCCAUCAUGUCUCGAUAG